CAGUUCUAUUGUGAAAAAAGAGCAGGAUAAUGGAAAGCCUGUAGAUGAUCCAGAACAGGAAAAGAAAGUAAGAGAAAGGAGAACUAAAUAGAUUCCUAAGAAAGAGAAACAAGCAGUUCAGAACAAGUUAAGUCAAGUCAAGUAAUGAAGCCUUCCUGACAUGCCGUAUACUUAGUCUAUACAGAGGAGGAAAAACCUUCGAUGAAUCAUGACCAACACAAAAUUACAUUCUUAUCUUCUCAGUACCAUCAGUUGUCUCUGCCUUCUUCAGUCUGGUCUCUGUGAAGAGUGCAGCAAGACUGUCCUGGCGAGACGUUUGACACUUCAUGUAACUGCAGGGGACAGUUUGUCUUUGUCCUGCGUGGUCAAGCACUGUGGAGACACAUGGACGGGGGACUGGAUGUGGAGAAAUUCAACAGAAGAAAAUACUGAUUACAUGAUUAAGGAAAGUGUGAGGCAUGGCUUAAGCAGCGCGACGCUCUCAGCCAAUGAAACACGACUAACUUUGUAUAUUGUCAGGGUCGACCAAUCAAAUGAAGGUUCAUAUGGAUGUAAAGUUAAAUGGGUCGAAGGUGAAACUGCUCAGGGGCAUUGGACUUAUGUGAACAUUACUGCAGCUCUCCCAUUGCAGAGGAGUGUAUCGCACAGAGUUUUUGUCUGUGCUGGAGCGUCUUUUUGUCUUCCCAUCAUUCUGGGAUUGGCACGUUUUAUGAGUUCACAAGUCAAGCCUCAGCCAGUUCCAGCACAUGAUGACUUAUACAGAAAUCAACCACACCCGACUCCGCACCUUCCAACACCAUGUCUGCCAACCCUGAAACAUAAACCAGUAAAUCAGAAAUGUAGCUCCUCAUCUCAGAGAGCACCCCCAAAGCCCCAGAGGAACACUGAGGUGGUGUAUGCAGAUAUUUCCCAGGGAGCACUGAGUCAACAUGGAGCCACCAGAGAGCCUCCCCAGUCAACUGUGUACUCAUCCCUCAAAUUUCAGACUGUUGUCAAAACAUAAUAGAGGUGCAAAGUUGUCAGCUGCAGAUCAGUUAUCUAUUCAUUUCAACUUGAUUAUGAAUGUCUUAAUGUAACCUUUAAAAUAGAUUGAUGGGACCUGGGAGCGUCUUUUUUCUCUAUCAUGAGUGUGUGAUCUGAUCGUCCUUUUUUUUUUUUUGACGAAUAAAAAAGUCUUAAAUCCUU
This is a messenger RNA of Labrus bergylta (ballan wrasse), 1185 nucleotides long. RefSeq lists its product as uncharacterized. Lineage: Eukaryota; Metazoa; Chordata; Actinopteri; Labriformes; Labridae. The record is from RefSeq and is a predicted model, not a curated record.